Folsomia candida is the source of this 2316-nucleotide messenger RNA. RefSeq names its product solute carrier family 23 member 1. The record is from RefSeq and is a predicted model, not a curated record. Bases 230 to 2119 code for a protein of 629 amino acids. The transcript has 11 exons. Gene Ontology annotation, molecular function: transmembrane transporter activity. Gene Ontology annotation, biological process: transmembrane transport. Gene Ontology annotation, cellular component: membrane. Lineage: Eukaryota; Metazoa; Arthropoda; Collembola; Entomobryomorpha; Isotomidae.
UUUUUAGUCGUGAAUGUCAUAAAGGAAUAGGUAUCCAUGUAGUAAUUAUUGCUACUUUCCUACCCAAUUUGUUGCUACUGCUUUAGUAAACUACAAAAGAAGCGUUCUUAAAGACUCGACAACUCAGAUUUUUGUUGACUUUCAAAGAUAUAUAUGUAUCAGUUCAAGAGCGUACUUUUUCACAGGUGACUUGAUUUUUUAAAUGAACUAAAAACUUAUCAUACCAAAAAUGGACAAUCGAGCAUUUGACGGUAUUUCAAAGUACGACGAUGAAGAAGCUCAACAGGAUAUUGAUAAAAUCCGAAAUGCGGAGACAGUAAGUUCGAUUGACUCCUUCACAACGCCCAGCACGGAGCGGAGCAGCAUUCCCGUACUAUUACCAGGGCGAAGAAGGAGCAGCGUAUUUGGUAUUUACAACCUUCCAGUGCUGGAGGAGGAUGAGGAGGACGACUUGAUUUACAAAGUUGAAGACGUGCCCCCUUGGUACAUGUGCCUCUUUUUGGGCUUCCAGCACUACUUGGAAAUGAUCGGAGCCUCCAUCGCCUGUCCCUUCCUUCUGACCCCAGCGCUUUGUAUGGACGACGAUGACCCAAAUCGUGCCAAUAUCAUCUCAACCCUCAUUUUCAUGUCGGGUAUAAUUACAAUUCUGCAGAGCCAUGUCGGCACCAGACUGCCAAUCGUGCAAGGAGGCUCCUUCUCCUUCCUUGUACCCACUCUGGCCAUCAUGAAUCUACCCCAGUGGAAAUGUCCCCCUGCAAAUGUGAUGGCUGGGAUGUCGCCCGAAGAAAAAACUGAACUCUGGCAGGUUCGAAUGAGGGAGAUCCAGGGAGCAAUAAUAUGCGCGUCAAUGUUUCAGGUCGUUUUUGCACUUACAGGAGUUAUCGGAUUUGUUACAAAAUUCUUGACGCCUCUCACCGUUGCGCCAGCAAUUACACUUAUUGGUUUGUCCCUCUUCAAAAAUGUAACUGUACAGGUCUCCAAAAAUUGCAUCGUAGCUUUUGCAAUGAUUGGACUGUUAAUUCUGUUCUCACAACACUUCAAAAAUUUUGGAAUUUCAAAACCUUGUGGAAAAGAUAAGGAAAAGAAGAAAACGUUUCCAAUAUUUCAAGUAUUUCCUGUGCUUCUAGCUCUAGGGAUUGUCUGGGGGGCUUGUAUUAUUCUCACCGUGACAGAUGUUCUACCAAAAGGAGACCCUGCCAGAUCGGAUUCCAAAAUCCGAAUACUUCACGGUGCUCCUUGGUUUCGUAUUCCGUAUCCUUUUCAAUGGGGUUGGCCAACCGUCUCGGUGGGGGCAGUCUUUGGUGUGUUAUGCGGUGUUUUAACGGCAACAAUCGAAUCGAUCGGUGAUUACUACGCGUGUGCGAUGAUCUCAAAGAUGGGCGUUCCACCCCAACAUGCGAUCUCAAGAGGAAUAUUUAUCGAAGGCUUUGGCUGUGUCUUGAGCGGUAUCGUCGGUUCCGGUAAUGGAUCCACAUCGUACUCAAACAACAUUGGAACCAUCACGGUGACAAAAGUAGCAUCCCGAAGAGUGAUUCUGUUUGGUGGGAUUAUCAUGAUCGUUCUCGGCUUGGUGGGCAAAGCCGGUGCAAUAUUCAUAGGAAUACCAGACCCCGUACUAGGUGGCUUGUUCUGCUACAUUUUUCCACUCAUUAUGGCCGUCGGAAUCGGAACACUUUCCGAAAUUUGCUUGGAGUCGUCACGAAAUAUCUUUAUCGUCAGUUUCUCAAUCUUCGCUGGAUUGGCAGUGUCUCAGUGGGCAGAAGGCAAUCCUGAAGCUGUACAAACUGGGUCGCUUGCCGUCGACAGUAUUAUUCAAAUUUUGCUAUCCACUGGAAUGUUUGUUGCAGGCAUGACGGGCUUUAUUUUGGAUAACACGAUAUCUGGGUCGCCUGAAGAACGUGGUCUAUCUCAACGGAUACAAGCCAAACAAUCUCACAGAGACAAGCGAAACCCAUCUUACGAUUUGCCAUACGUUACAGCUUUAAUUGAAAGAUUCUCAAUUUUCAAAUUACUACCAAUUUCUCCAACAUUUACCAAAAUUCGAGGAUGUCGUCUCCCUUUCUGCAGAAGAGGAAAACCUUCACCUAAUAGUUCUUUGAAUUCCAGCUACGAUAGCUAAUUGCUGAUGAGUAAUUGCACCGUUGCUGACUCUGACGCAUAAUCAUGCCAGUUUAACAUAAGUUACUUAUAAUUUCAUUUGAACUAUAUAAACAAACUUUGUUAUUUAAAUUUAAAUUCUAAACUGCAUUAAUUUUACGCACAUGGAUAGCUGUCCAUAAUACAUAAUAAAGUAGGUGUGCCUAUUCUGUUGGUAAA